AUGGCUCCUUCUGGAAGGACAAGAAAGACAAGAAGAAGAAGAAGAAGCAAUUUGAAGAAGAAGCAUGAGUCAACAAGCUACUUGAUUUCAUCCAAAGAUUCAGAUUCAGAGGUGGUAAUUAGUAGCAGCAGUGUUUGCUCAACUCCAAAAGGUGACAAGUUUCGGAUACCAGAGAUUUCAACAUGCCCUCCUCCUCCAAAGAAGCCAAGGAUUCUUACAACAAAUUCUUCUUUGCGCAAAUCAUUAUCAUUCUUUCAACCUCCACAAGACCUUGAUGAUGUCUUUUUCUGCCUUGCACUAUCAACAGAUCUUUCUUUUCCUUUUGUUUUCUAA
This is a messenger RNA of Arachis ipaensis, 333 nucleotides long. NCBI's taxonomy places the organism in Eukaryota, Viridiplantae, Streptophyta, Magnoliopsida, Fabales, Fabaceae. The record is from RefSeq and is a predicted model, not a curated record.